Molecule: messenger RNA, 6765 nt
Organism: Pelobates cultripes (western spadefoot toad)
Lineage: Eukaryota; Metazoa; Chordata; Amphibia; Anura; Pelobatidae
Source: the annotation of a GenBank genome assembly
GUUUUGUUUACAUUUUGUUUUGUUCACAACGUGUACAUUUGACUCCAUCAUUAAGGGGUUAACUAUAAACACAGGGGAAUGUUUCCAGUUCGGUUACCCUGGCCUUGAGUUUGAAUUCUCUAUGGGUGAAUACCCCUUUUGGAGCAGUGACUCCUGGCAGUGUUGCCUAGCGACUGUCAGUUCCAGUACCUGCCUGUUACCAUAGAAACCAACUCGUUUCCUCCCCCCCCCCCAUGUUGACGUAAGAGCGUGACGUCAGCAAAGGGCGCCCUCCCCGCAUCCCACUGGGCCUAUAGCGACCUCGGGAAUAGCUCUGAGGGUGGCAGCCAAUAGGCGUGCAGAGGGGGUGUGGCCUUCCGUGUCGUAACCAAUCAGUGCAUAGUGGGUCAGACCGGAAGAAGUUUGCCUUCUCCUACACGUGGGUCCGGUGUGACCGGGGCAGGGAGAGCCAUCAUGUCUGGCCUGUUUAUUAAGAAGGGAUCGGAAGGUCCCGCGCGGAGGCGGCGGGCGGAGGUCAGUGAGGCUGGGUGCUCCUGCUGCCUGUAUUUGUUAUUAGAGGGAUAUGGGGGCUCCGUGUCUGCGUCCCCCACACUCAUGGUUUAGAUCCUGUGGACCACGUUGGAAAUUAUGUUCAGCCAUACAAAUGGAUGGCAGAGGAUGAUGGGUAAUGUAGUCCACAGUAUCUGGAGAGAGUUCCUCCUUUUAUCAGUGUGGUGAGCCAUAGAAUUCUGCAGUGUUUUAGGGGCAACUACAAAGUUUGACAUUUCUUUAGCUUGGCAAAGCUUCAUGGAAGUUUUAACCCUGCAUGAAAUGGAUGUUUACCCUGGGACCCCCUUUGUGUUAAGAGUUUAUUUCCAUUAAAUGUUACAUUGCUUGCAAACCUUCACUAUAUUUUGCUGGUGAGUCCUUUCUCACAGACAUGCUUACCAAAGAGUGCAUGUCCUAUGUAAAUAAAGGAAUACUCUAAGCCUCGAUCACUGUAGCUCACUGAAGGGUUUAUGGUGAGUGCUCUGGCACAUUACCAAUGCAAGUGGUCCAACCUUUUUAAGACCAGCUUGACAACUUAUAUUGGGUCUAUCGGUUGCUUAUUCAAGCAGUAGCUCCUACGCGGAGUUAAAUGACCACUAUAGGCACCCAGACCACUUCAGCUUAAUGAAGUGGUCUGGAUGCCUGGUCCAGCUAGUGUUAACCCUUUUUUUUUUUUUUUUUUUUUUUAAUAAACUUAGCAGUUUCAGAGAAACUGCUGUGUUUAUAAAUAGUUUAAUCCAGCCUCUAGUGGCUGUCUCAUUGACAACUGCUCGAGGCGUUUGCGUGCUUCUCACUGUGAAAAUCACAGUGAGAAGAUGCAAGCGUCCAUAGGAAAGCAUUAUGAAUGCUUUCCUAUGAGACUGGCUGAAUGCGCGCGCAGCUCCGGCUGUGCAUGCGCAUUCACCCGAAGAGGAGGAGGAGGAGAGCUCCCUGCCUGCCGCUGGAGGAAGGUAAGAUUUUAACCCCUUCUCCCCAGAGCCUGGCGGGAGGGGGUCCCUGAGGGUGGGGGCACCCUCAGGGCACUAUAGUGCCAGUAAAACGAGUGUUUUCCUGGCACUAUAGUGGUCCUUUAAGCCUGAUUGGGUGUUUGGAGUUUUCAUUUAAUGCAAAGUAGUUAACAGUGUCUUAAGGCAUUGGUGGUUAAAUGGUUAAUUCACACACAAUGACCACUACAGCCUGCAACAGUUGCCUGGGUUUACCUGGGUGUCUAGCCUGCUCUGAAGCAGUGUUCGCGACACAUGGAAACAUAGAAUGUGACGGCAGAUAAGAACCAUUCGGCCCAUCGAGUCUGCUCAAUUUUCUAAAUACUUUCAUUAGUCCCUGGCCUUAUCUUAUAGUUAGGAUAGCCUUAUGCCUAUCCCACGCAUGCUUAAACUCCUUUACUGUGUUAACCUCUACCACUUCAACUGGAAGGCUAUUCCAUGCAUCCACUACCCUCUCAGUAAAGUAAUACUUCCUGAUAUUAUUUUUAAACCUUUUUCCCUCUAAUUUAAGACUAUGUCCUAUUGUUGUGGUAGUUUUUCUUCUUUUAAAUAUAGUCUCCUCCUUUACUGUGUUGAUUCCCUUUAUGUAUUUAAAUGUUUCUAUCAUAUCCCCCCUGUCUCGUCUUUCCUCCAAGCUAUACAUGUUAAGAUCCUUUAACCUUUCCUGGUAAGUUUUAUCCCGCAAUCCAUGAACCAGUUUAGUAGCCCUUCUCUGAACCUCUCUCUAAGGUAUCAAUAUCCUUCUGAAGAUACGGUCUCCAGUACUGUGUACAAUACUCCAAGUGAGGUCUCACCAGUGUUCUGUACAAUGGCAUGAGCACUUCCCUCUUUUUACUGCUAAUACCUCUCCCUAUACAACCAAGCAUUCUGCUAGCAUUUCCUGCUGCUCUAUUACAUUGUCUGCCUACCUUUUAUGUCAUCUGAAAUAAUCACCCCUAAAUCCCUUUCCUCAGAUGUUGAGGUUAGGAUUCUAACAAAUAUUCUGUACUCUGCCCUUGGGUUUUUACGACCAAGAUGCAUUAUCUUGCACUUAUCCCACAUUAAAUGUCAGUUGCCACAAUUCUAACCAUUUUUCUAGUUUACCUAAAUCAUUUGCCAUUUGGCUUAUCCCCUCCUGGAACAUCAACCCUGUUACAUAUCUUAGUAUCAUCAGCAAAAAGACAUACCUUACCAUCAAGACCUUCUGCAAUAUCACUAAUAAAAAUAUUAAAGAGAAUGGGUCCGAGUACAGAUCCCUGAGGUACCCCACUGGUAACAAGUCCAAGCUUCGAAUAUAUUCCAUUGACUACAACCCUCUGUUGCCUGUCACUCAGCCACUGCCUUACCCAUUCAACAAUAUUGGAAUCCAAACUUAAAGAUUGCAGUUUAUUGAUCAGCCUUCUAUGUGCAACAGUGUCAAAACAGUGACAACUGGCUCCUGCAGAGCUGCUGAAGCCUGCUGCCAUUUCUGGCACUCAUUCAUUCAUCCAUCAGUGUCGGCUGAUCGCUUUCUGCCAAUAAAUUACAUUUUGUGAAUAGAGCUAUGCACAGAAUUGACAUUAGCUGGCCUCGGAUAUCCUGUUCUGGGCUGGCUGCUGUCACCACAAUGACUCUGCCGAAAGUGGAAUUAACACCUCUUUGUAACUGUGCAGUGUUUCAUAGCAAAACAUGGCACCUUCUGACUCAAGGCACCAUGAACACUUCAAAUCACUGAAUUGGUCAUUUUGCCUGGAGUAACUCUUUAAAGCAAUUCCAUUGUAACACACAGGAAACCCACACAUUAGCCCAACAAUCCAUUAACCGUGGAAAGGCUACUAUAAAUUAUUUUUAGUCCCUUGUGGUGAUGUCCACGACCUAAAUAACAUCCUAGAAGUUAAUGCAGUGGCUUGAAUUUUAUGUAAUUCCUGGUCGAUUUCUAAACAUUCCCUGAAUAACCCUGAAGGUGCAUGCAUUGCUUGUGUGAUAUGUGUCCAGUCAUAGCUAUUGGAAAGAUCAAAGGUGAAUUCUCUGACUUGUGUAGUGUUUCAGAAUAUAUUUAUGCUCUCUAAUUAGUUUGUACGGUAUUUGGUCUAGUUUAUCACAUAAACAGAGCAAGUUGGUUCACUUUGUGCGUAGUUGAAUGUUUUUCCAAGGGGUCUGAAGAUCAGUAUGUCAAUAUGGAAGGCUUUAUGUGCAUGCUGACCGUGCAUUCUCCCCUCAGGCUGGAAACGCAGAAGUCACAUCAUUAAAGAAAAAGCAAAGAAAAGGUGCAAGCCUAAGGGAGGAGAUUGAGAGUGACUCGGAUACAGAGAUGUAAGUGUCCUACAACUUUUGCUGACAUAGAGUUUAUGAAUAGUGCAUCUAACUUGCAAAAGUGGAGCAAUCGCCAUGGAAACCAAUAUUAUAUUCCUUCUGUUUGCACUGCUCUUCGGUAAACUAAAUCCCCAUUUCAGCUUUUGUUAAUGCACUUCCUCACCAUACAGUGUGCCUGUUCGACAAAAGCCCCAGGAGGAUGAGGAAGACAUAGAGGAGACAGCUCAGGAAAAAAAGCUGCGGCUUGCCAAAGAAUAUCUGAAGCAGUUGCAAGAGCAAGGUGAGACAUGGACAAUCUCAUGGCUUUGCUGGGAUUCAGCACCUUGUGUGUACAGGUGGAAUUUUGUGUUUGAUUUUUUUAAUUAUUUUUUCUUACCUUUCAGAGGAGGAGAGACAAGACGAUGAGAACCAAGAUCUCAUUGGUAGCAGACUACAGGAGGACGUGGUAAGUUUUCCGUAUGAUUGCAGGUUAAUGAUGCUAGUGAAUGAACUAGAUAGGUAUGUUUGUAUUUCUUUUUGCUUUGUUUUGAUUUUGUUUAUGAAUUUUAUUAUUAACUUAUUAUCUUUCUGUAGUUGGAGCAACGUGGAAAACUUCAACGACCUUUGGCAAAAGAGGUAAUCCUAUACUGAAAUUAAAGAUUAUUUUUUUUUGAAUACUCCCCUUAACCCUCUCAUCUAAACUGUCUUUUCACCACUGAUGUUGCUCUUCUUUGAAAGUUAGUUUUUCUCUCCCUGCUUCCUUUUCUAUGAUUUCUAUGUCUGUUUUCAGUUCCGUUAGUUUUUAAGAUUCUCAGUGCAAAUGUUAUUGUUUUUUAGUUGGUUCCCCCUGAGCCUUCAGAGAUUCGACUACUUCGUGGUCACCAAGGACCAAUCACCUGCCUUGUAAUAACUCCUGACGAUCAACAUGUAUUCUCUGGAUCUAAAGACUGUUCCAUCAUCAAAUGUGAGCACUGGGAAUGCUAGAACAAGUUAUGACUAUGUAACUAUGGAUGGUUUUCUGGGAUGAUCAUAUUGUCAUUCUGCCUUUAAAUAUGAAUGUCAGUCUUCUGGGGAGAGUUCUAAAAGUGUAGCAGUGAACGGUAUAUUUGUUUCAGUGGUAACUGUUUGUUUUUGGAAUCCUACAAUUGCUCUUUACACAUAGUUCCCUAUGCACCUGCAUGUUUUGUAAACUACUCUUUUGUGUGUAUCCUCUGGCAGGGUCUACAUGUGAUGGGAAGAAGGUACAUAAGAUCCCAGGCGGUAGAAAGGGAAGUGAAGACAAGCAUGUUGGCCACACUGGACAUAUUCUAUGUAUGGCAGUAUCCUCAGAUGGAAAAUACCUGGUAAGGCAGUCGGCUGGUUGCUAAGUAACCAUGCUAUGCAUUUGGAGUUAUUUUAUUUUAAUGGUCAAUCUCUUUCGUCUAUACAGGCAUCUGGUGAUCGAAACAAGCUGAUCUUUAUUUGGAAUGCUGAGACAUGCCAGAAUCUUCAUAAAUUCCAAGGACAUCGAGAUGCAGUGUCUGUACGUGAAUUUCCUCCACUAUCUAAACCAGGCGUGUCAGUCAUUUGCUGUAAAGGACUUAAUCUUACAAUAAUGUACAUAUGGAUGGGCUUCUUUAACUCAAGAAAACAAAAACAACAAAAUACAUGCACAGAUUACACAAAUAUGUAAUUUUCAGUUCCCAAGUGCCACUUUGUUAAUUCUUCUGGUCAGUGCCAACCUAACUCUGCUGGUGAACAUACAAAUAAAUAGGAUUUUGAUUAUAUAGAAGUGACCCCUCUCAAGUAGAAACAAUCAAAAGGUAAUACAACCUUGAUAUGAGAACAGUUAUAGUAGCCUGGAAUAUCUAAAGGGAAAACAGACUUUACCUGGUGUGAUAAAGUAACACCAAAAUAGACACACAAUAUAAUUAGGAGGACUCACAAGAGUGUAAAUAAUGUCACUCAUCCUUAAAUGGGGCAUCUGGAAUAAAUAUUCUCCAACAUGAUGUAUAUCUUCCCAAACUUCACAUGAAGCAAAAAUAGUGCAGAUUGCAGGUAUAAAACAAGGAUUUAUUAAAAUUGCACUCACAAGAUAAAUGGUGCAUUAGGCAUGUCUACACUCCCAGUGGAUUUGGCUACAGCUACUGGUGUCUGAGUCAGCUCAAUGAGAAGUCUUUGCAAAACAGGUUCCCUGAGCAUUUGCGGUCUCUUGAGUUUAGCUCCACUGAGCUAAUCAAUCCAGGCCGUAACAUGACCUGUUGCCUACCAUGCAGUGUAACCAGGUUCAUUUAUAAUUGAGUCAAUUUUCAUUGAAAUAUGAUUUAUUUUGUUUGUAAAAGGAAAAAAUGACACCCUCUUCACUCACAGCUUUUUAGCAAGCUAAACUGAUUAGGCUGAUAGUGUCCCUUUAAGUAGGUAAUGAUGGGAGUCUGUGCAGUGCCGCUCUAAUUCAAAAAGUAGCAUAUGGAAUUCAUUCUGAAGGAUAGACCAGAGAAGAUGUGGGGAGCAGGAUAAAAACUGUUUAACUGUUGUGGAGAGACUUUAAGGAUGUUGGCAAUGGUAAAGUAGAUCCGAUUUCAGAGGGAGGUUGGCUGUAUCUGGAGUGGGGUAUUGACCAUAGUAGAGAGCACAGGAGGCAAUAGGUGAAUGAAUGUAGGAACACAAAGUAAAUAACUUUUUUAAUAUGCAUCUUACACAAUGAGUUGACCUCCGUUUCCUUACAUUCAUUCACCAAUUUCAUUUUGUACGAACAGUUAACCACUCUAGUAAGAUGAGAGAGAAAACUGUACCGCAUGCUUAAAAAAACAGCCAACUUGAGUGAUGAGCCUCACAACCCUGAUCUAAAAUAAUGAAUUUUGUUUUUAUUUUAUUUUUUUUAUUGGCUUCAUAUUUUCAUCUUCUCUUUUUACUCUUGCAGGGUUUAUCCUUCCAGAAGGGCAAACAUCAGUUGUUCAGUGCAUCACACGAUCGCUCUGUUAAGGUGUGGAAUGUUGCUGAAAAUUCCUACAUCGAGACGCUGUGA